AUGGCGUACGAACGCGAAGACUUACGGAGGUCAGGCGGCGCAGCGUUCUUGAUGGGCCGGUCAGAGUCCGUUCGGCAAUUGGGAAGGCUCAUUGAACACGUCGCCACUGUCGAUCCCGGCCCUGUCCGGCGCAAGGUUCCUCUUGUCGUUGUCGACGAAUUCACGGAGAAUGGCAACGCGAACGUCAAAGGGGAUCGCAAAUGGGAUGUUGUAGAGGAUCCGCAGGCGCGGGGAAAGGUAGAGGGCUCGUUGAUUACUCAGAGGCUACAGCGUGAACGCAAUGUCCAACCAUUGCCUCGAGAACGGGGCGUAGACUCCGGCCUAACGUCUGCGGAUGAGUAG
Molecule: messenger RNA, 342 nt
Organism: Heterobasidion irregulare TC 32-1
Lineage: Eukaryota; Fungi; Basidiomycota; Agaricomycetes; Russulales; Bondarzewiaceae
Exons: 2
Coding region: 1-342 (113 amino acids)
Source: RefSeq, a predicted model, not a curated record